Molecule: messenger RNA, 1487 nt
Organism: Pelobates fuscus (common spadefoot toad)
Lineage: Eukaryota; Metazoa; Chordata; Amphibia; Anura; Pelobatidae
Product: dickkopf-related protein 4-like
Exons: 5
Coding region: 130-1146 (338 amino acids)
Biological process (GO): negative regulation of canonical Wnt signaling pathway; multicellular organism development
Cellular component (GO): extracellular region
Molecular function (GO): receptor antagonist activity; co-receptor binding
Source: RefSeq, a predicted model, not a curated record
CUGACCUUCUCUCAGUAAACACACGUUGGCUUGUAUUCUGAUUUAUUUUACUACAUUUAUUUUGUUAUUUUUUACAUAUAUAUACAGAAGUAGAUGUGAUCCUGUUUGUGGCUGUUAUCCAGUCUAGAUAUGUUGGUGUUAGUGGGACUUGCUGUGGUCCUGAUGCUGAAUUCUGUAUCUUCUCUUCCAGCUGGGUACCACAACCUUACUGAUGGGGCUAGUGAAGAACACAGGAAAGAGACAGCCAUUCACCAGACAUGCAAUAGUUCCAGUGACUGCCUGGAAAAUCAGUAUUGCCAUUCUACAGAUUAUACCACAGAAUGCCAAGAAUGUAAACCAAAGGAAAGGGAGUGUGAGCAAGAUGAUGAAUGCUGCUUUGGACAUACCUGCAUUUGGAGAAGGUGCACUGAAGUAGAUAGCAGUGAUGAGAUUGGGAGAAGCAUUGGUGAUAACGAGACAAACACUGGUGAUAAUGAGAUGGGCAAUGGUGAUAAUGAGACAGGCGCUGGUGAUACCGGGACAAGCAUUGGUGGUAACGAAACAAGCGAUGGUGAUAAUGAGACAGGCGUUGGUGAUAACUGGACAAGCAAUGAUGAAAACGAAACAAGAUGUGGUACAGGCAAAGACCCUUGCGCUCCUGGAUUCUGCUGCUCCAGAACAGAAAUGUCCCAGUUCCCAGUUUGCAUUCCUUUUCCAGCUGAAGGAGACCAAUGUGGAAACCAACUAAUAAAUUUUUUUGGCGAGGGUUCGGCCUUUGGUCCUCUUUCUGGCUAUUGUACUUGUACCGAGGGCCUGGUUUGCACCAGCAAAGGGUUGUUCCUAUCUCCUACUUGUGAGAAGCCAGAUGAUGUACUAGAUUUCACCGCCUACAGAAGUGAACACAUUUUGCAAACACUGGCGCCAUGGACUGUAAAGUAUGACAACUUAGCAAUGGGCCUACCUAAGGCUGCUGUAGAAAGUGGGAGAGAAGCUGAAAACGCUUUUAAUAUGCUUGGUGAUGUCAGGGUGGGUAGCUUGGAGAGUGAGAAGAACAUGCAAUUUGAAGAACAUGUUAAUGAACCCUCUGAGCCCAGUCAAGUUGAAUUUCAGGAACUUAAACAACUUGCCAAGCACAUGGGACAAUUUUUAGGUCCUGGGUUCUAUUGAUCUUCCGUUUGUUGUCUCUAAUAGGUUUGUAAAAAGAUUAUAUUUCAAAAACUUAUAGAGUUGUUCACUACAGUGGGAAAUAUAUUGAAUUCAAAAUGAAUUUUAAAUUGAAGGUCAACGUAAGUGAACUGGAACAAUAGAUGCCUUGGAGAAUUUUUCAGUUCAUCUCUUUUGCCAUAAAAUUUUAAAUUCACUUUCAAUUCACUUUCAAUUCCCACUUCAAUUCUCUCUUUAUUGAAAAGCACUGUUAGAUUACUUAUCUUUGAAAUUGUAAAGAUUAUCUAUUUUUGCUCAUUAUAGGUUUUUUGUUUGUUUGGCAAUAAAUAAUAUUAUAGCAUUAU